Molecule: messenger RNA, 683 nt
Organism: Tribolium madens (black flour beetle)
Lineage: Eukaryota; Metazoa; Arthropoda; Insecta; Coleoptera; Tenebrionidae
Gene: RpL18
Product: 60S ribosomal protein L18
Exons: 4
Coding region: 58-624 (188 amino acids)
Biological process (GO): translation
Cellular component (GO): cytosolic large ribosomal subunit; ribosome
Molecular function (GO): RNA binding; structural constituent of ribosome
Source: RefSeq, a predicted model, not a curated record
UCGGUGAGGUGGCAGCACUGUCGCGUGCCUCUUUCUUUCUGUCAAUUCGCGACAACUAUGGGUAUCGACAUAAACCAUAAACACGACCGUAAGGUUAGGCGCACCGAACCCAAAAGUCAGGAUGUGUAUUUACGUCUUUUAGUUAAGUUGUACCGUUAUUUGGCCCGCCGUACGGGCUCAAAAUUCAACAAAAUCAUCCUCAAACGCCUGUUCAUGAGCAAAAUCAACAGACCCCCAAUUUCCCUCGCACGUGUUGUUAGGGCAAUGAAGAAACCAGGCCGUGAAGGUCUUACUGCUGUCAUUGUUGGAACCGUGACAGACGACGCGCGUAUUUGGGAAGUCCCCAAACUAUCAAUUUGUGCAUUGCGUGUAACUGGAACUGCCAGAGCCAGGAUUCUCAAAGCAGGUGGUGAAGUCAUCACUUUUGAUCAAUUGGCUCUGAGGGCGCCCACUGGGGCCAAAACUGUGCUUUUACAAGGCAGACGCAACGCACGUGAAGCUGUUAAACACUUUGGACCGGCUCCUGGUGUGCCACAUUCUCACACUAAGCCGUUUGUGAGAACUAAGGGAAGGAAGUUUGAGAGGGCUCGCGGCCGCAGGCGCUCAUGUGGAUACAAAAAAUAGGCAUUUUUUGCUUGCUGUACUCAUAAGUUUUGUAAUAAAUAGUGUGUGCAGUGCAUAAA